This is a messenger RNA of Linum trigynum, 1767 nucleotides long. The record is from the annotation of a GenBank genome assembly. Lineage: Eukaryota; Viridiplantae; Streptophyta; Magnoliopsida; Malpighiales; Linaceae.
CUACGAAAGGGUGCAACUGUAAUUUCAAAUCGUGAAAUCGAAAAAAACCCGUUGAAGACUUGUUAUCCCGCCCAUGGCAAUGCUUCGAAAUUUUGAACCGCCAACACACACACGUGCCAAACCAAAACCAGCUCCCCUCGAAUUCGCCACUGAAAUAGCUCUGCUUCCCCCUGACUUCGCCUGCUCGCCGUCGCCAUUUCCUCAAGCUUCCUUUCCUCCUCCUGAACCCACAGAGCACUACAGAGGCCUAGACCAUCCUCCUCGCUUUAUCUUCCUCCCGGCGAAAGUAAGUUCCCUUUUUCCCGUCGCGAAGCUCUGUACGGAAUCACCCCAAUCUUCUCCGCAGGUAAACUACUGCAACCCAAUCGCUUUCUUGCCAUUCGGUCUAAUCAUGUUUAAUUCUAGGUUCAAGAAUAAACGAUUCUCGAAAUUGAUCUUGGGUUGUGGUUUGUGUUUGCUCCGAUUGAAGCCCACUGAGAGAUAGUGUGAGAGGAGGAAAGAUGCCGGAAUCCAGGGAUAGAUUGGUUAGGGAAGUGGACUUCGCCGACGUUUAUGCUCGCAGUCGUUCAAUCGGGGUUCACACAGACGAGUUGGACAGGGCGCUGUUUGGAUCUCGAGUGUCGGAGCCGGUUCCGGUGGAGCGACCCGGGACAGUGUUCGGGCCUGGGUUUCGUCCCGGUUCGGCCGGAAGUCGUCGUCGUCGAGAUAUUCAGAUGAGGAGAAGAAGGUACGCUUCUAGAUCGAGGGGAAUCGAGAAUGCGAGUGCUGCGAGGAGUGGUGAGAGAAGAAGCGACCUGCCUUCUUGGUAUCCAAGAACCCCUCUCCAGGACAUAUCCGCCAUUCUCAGGGCCAUUGAAAGGAGGAGGGGAAGGCAGGGAGAAGUGCAAGGCCAUGAAAUUGGGACACCGGCUGUUCAAGGUCCGAGAGUUGCUGUUGACUCUUUUAAAACUCCCAACCCAGUUCAUCUCAAGCAAGGAAAGUUCAAGUCUCCAUAUCCAGCAAGCAGCAGCAGGGUCAAAAGCAAUCCUCGUCCUAAGCUCGGUAAGGUGCAGAAGCUGAUCCACGAGAUUGCAAAUCAACCAUCUCCAGGGGCAGAGUGCUUAACACCAGAGAAAAAGCUACUCAACUCGAUUGACAAAGUUGGGGAAGUAGUGAAGCAGGAAUUGGAUAAGCUUAAGCGUACCCCUGCUGCUAAGAGGGAAGAAAGGGAGAAAAGGGUUCGCACACUGAUGUCAAUGCGGUGAGUUCUGGAUGGAUGGUUGGUUCGUUGGAGCUUGGUUUGGAUAUAUUGAUCAUCACCUUCUGGUGAUGAAUGUGCAGUAGGGUUAGGGUUGUUCGAUCACCUUCUGGUGAUCACCUUCGAGUUAUGAUCAUCUUCUGGUGAUCCAAUGAGUCAUGAUCAUCUUCUGAUGAUACCCUUUUGGUGGCUCUCGGAAUUUCCUUUCAGCUUGAUGGCUCCCAAUCAAAACUUUUGAUUGCUUAGUGUAGAUUUAGGAGGUAUCAUUCUGUCUUCAGUCUGUUGAAGAUCUUUUGAUUGCUUAGUGUAGAUUUAGGAGGUAUCAUUCUGUCUUCAGUCUGUUGAAGAUCUUUUGCUCCAUGUCUUCAUUCUUUUGAAGGCUUUGUUGAAUUGAAUGUAUAUCGGCAUGCUGGUGAGUUUUUUCAUCUAGUGUAUAUAACUAAUCUCCAUAGAUGAUAGAGACCUAAAGGACCAAAUGCGUGAUUCUCGAUUUGUAUUCUUGGUAUGGCUAAUGAACAGUAUGGUUUAGU